AUGAGAUUACGAUCAACGACCCCUGUGCAGUCGCUUGUGCGCGGCUGUAGUGGGCGCGCCCAUCAAAUCCCCAACUUGACCCGCCUGUUGUCAAGCACCUCAUGCCGCCCAAGCAGGCUUCGUGCUCGCCUCGAGAUUCCUCCCCCGUUCCCGGUCACAAAAGCAUGCCCCGAACCGACAUGUAACUGCCCGUCGACACCAUCUAUGCCGGAAGGAUUGCCGAUCGACCAUGAGCAAGUGUUGAACGGGACGAUGGCGGCAUAUGCGCAGCAGCUUUUGAUUUGUACUGGACAGAGAGACUGGACAAGUCGCAUUGAAAAUGAUGGAGAAAACCAUAGAUGGGGUGAUCUCGUAAGGGGCCUCAAGCGCCUGCUUGGUCGCGGAGGCCCAUAUCUGGAUCCCUUCAACAAUGUCCUUGUCACUAAUACUUCCAUUGCGCCCGCUGCGACCAAACGCACCACCGCCUCCGCAUUUCUCUUUCCCAGCUUCAAAUACAUUCCCUCCAUCCCAGUCGAAAUCCUCUCCUCUCCGAACACCACCGACUUGACCACGUUUGUCCGCGCAUUUCUCCUUCCCGAGCAGCUAAAUCGCAUGCACUCGUCUUUGCCCGAGGCCAAGCAAGCUGAUAUGACCCGGGUCCCGGAUUUGGCUUCGAAGUUUACGGGCAUCAUCGACAUUGAAAAUUCGCCCACCAUUUUAAUUUGUGGACAUGGAGGCCGCGAUAUGCGCUGUGGUGUCAUGGCACCCGCACUUGAGACCGAGUUCCAGCGUGUGCUUCAAGCACAAGGAUUUACGUCCACGAAUAGCGAUGGCACAACCAUCGACGACCCCAAGCAUGCCCACAUUGGUCUGAUCAGCCACAUUGGCGGUCAUAAAUACGCAGGCAAUGUCAUUGUAUAUAUCCCACCAAAGAUGACGAUUGGAGGCUCAGAGUCUCACCCGCUGGCGGGUAAGGGGAUUUGGUAUGGCCGCGUGGAGCCCAAGCAUGUGCAAGGUAUAGUGGAUGAAACCAUUCUUGGGGGCAGACAUAAUGAGAUAUUUAUCAUUAUGCAGACUCUCUCCCGAAUUCGAUUGACGCCUUUAGCCGCACAGGCGCGGAGGUACGCCCGCCCCCGGCUGCGCCCAUUCGCUCUCUCCACGAACGCCUUCAUUCGCCUCGCCACGAAUACUGCAAGCCCCCGAAAGCUUGACCUUCCUGCACUGGACAAGAAAUGGCAGGCUCAAUGGAAACUGGACGCGACUUCACCGCCAUGCAGUACCGAACACGCAUCCGAGCCCAAACCAAAGUCAUACAUUUUGUCGAUGUUCCCUUACCCCUCGGGCACGCUGCAUAUGGGCCAUCUUCGCGUGUAUACAAUUUCAGAUGUGCUCUCAAGGUUCUAUAGGAUGCGCGGACACGAUGUCCUGCACCCGAUGGGGUGGGAUGCUUUUGGAUUGCCAGCUGAAAACGCUGCGAUUGAACGCGGCGUGGAUCCUGCAGAAUGGACGCAGCAAAAUAUCACGAAGAUGAAGGCUCAAUUAGAUAGUAUAUCAGCGGGAUUUGACUGGGAUCGGGAAGUUGCUACCUGUGCGCCGGACUUCUACGAGCACACCCAACGGAUAUUCUUGAUGCUACAUGAGAAAGGAUUGGCGUACCAAGCGGAGGCUCUAGUCAACUAUGACCCUGUCGACAAGACUGUGCUCGCCAAUGAGCAGGUUGAUGCCAAUGGCUUCUCGUGGCGAUCUGGAGCCAAGGUCGAGAAACUGAAUCUCAAACAGUGGUUCUUCCGAAUCACGGACUUCAAGGAGAUGCUAUUAAAGGAUCUAGACUCGCUUGCUGGGGGUUGGCCGGAACGUGUUCUAUCCAUGCAACGGAAUUGGCUUGGGAAAUCGAACGGCGCCAAGAUCAGGUUCCCUGUGGAUGUUGACGGCACAAAUGUACACGUUGACGUCUUCACCACACGGCCAGACACCCUUUACGGUGUUGAAUAUGUGGCUCUAUCACUAGAUCACCCCAUCGUUCUACAAGCUGCAGAGAAAGACGCCUCCCUUCGCCAGUUCUUGAAUGAGGCAUCUUUACUUCCACCCGACUCCAAGGCCGGUUACCGCCUAAAUGGAAUUGCAGCAACUCAUCCUUUGCUGAAAAUUGACAAUGAAAGCCCUCAAUUGGCGAGAAAUCUCCCCGUCUUUGUUGCGCCCUAUGUUCUCAGUGAUUAUGGUGAGGGUGCAGUUAUGGGUGUGCCUGGUCAUGACGCCAGAGACAUGGCGUUCUUCAAGGAAAACGCGAACCCCGAGUCAAUUCCUGUUGUUAUUGAAUCAGAACCAUCUCAAGAACAUGUCACUGCGGUUUCUGCCCAGGAUGCGAAGGCUUUCACGCAGGAGGGCUUUCUCACCUCGCAGUGUGGAAAGUAUCAAGGUCUGCACUCCAAGGAGGCUGCACAGCAGAUUAUCAACGAUCUCAGCAAAGAGGGACAGGCCACUUUUGUGGAAAGCUGGCGGCUACGAGAUUGGUUGAUCAGCCGGCAGCGGUACUGGGGUGCACCUAUUCCCAUCAUCCACUGUGGCGAGUGUGGCCCGGUUCCUGUGCCGAAAGAAGACCUUCCCGUCAAAUUGCCUAAGAUCCAAGGUGAAUGGUUGAAGGGGAAGAAGGGAAAUCCCCUUGAAUCAUCCGAGGAAUGGCUUCACACAAAUUGCCCCAGCUGUGGAGGUCCCGCCAAGCGUGACACAGAUACCAUGGAUACGUUUGUGGACUCUUCUUGGUAUUUCCUCCGCUUCCUAGACGCGGCAAACAAAGAUUCCCCAUUCUCACCGUCCGUCGCGCGGCCAGUAGAUGUCUACGUUGGAGGUGUGGAGCAUGCCAUUCUGCAUCUGCUCUACGCCCGAUUCAUCUACAAGUUCCUCGCUCAGUCAGAACUAUUCCCAGCCACUGCACCUGGUGAGCAAUCGGUAGCAGAGCCUUUCAAGAUGCUUCUGUCCCAGGGAAUGGUUCAUGGCAAGACCUUUACGGAGCCAUCGACGGGUCGGUUCUUACUCCCGCACGAAGUUGAUCUCACAAAACCUGACAAGCCCUUGAUUACGGGCACCCAAAUCACCCCUAACAUCUCAUUCGAGAAGAUGUCGAAGAGCAAGCACAAUGGCGUUGAUCCUACGACCUGUGCAUCCAAGUAUGGUGCUGAUGCCACCCGUGCACACGUUCUCUUCUCGGCUCCCGUUAGCGAAGUCCUGGAGUGGGACGAAUCCAAAAUUGUCGGCGUUGAGCGCUGGUUCGGCCGGCUUUGGAAGCUUGUCUUUGAUACACAGCAAACGUUGGCUGAAGCGUCCUUCGCCAUUACCGUGGCCGAUCUGAAGGACUCUGCCGGUCACGCCAUAUCCCUGCCUCCCUCACUCCAAGAUCUGAGCAGCUCUGAUGCGGACGCUGUCCUAGCAACCCACAACACCAUCUCUUCUGUCACUGGCUGCAUUGAGAGCAACCCCUACGGCCUGAAUACCGUCAUCUCGGAUCUGACCAAGUUGACCAAUGCCCUUUCCUCAGCAUCUCCUUCUCCCUCUCCCCUCGCCCUCUACAUAUCUGUCUCUGCCCUUCUCCGCCUCCUAGCACCGAUUGCCCCUGCACUAGCCUCCGAGUCUUGGGAAAUACUGCAUGACUCCGUUAUGAAGCCAUCCGAACCUGCAACUCCCGUGCCAUCUGUCUUUUCGUCUCCCUGGCCUACCGCUCUCCUCACCUCUGAACAAGCCGAGGCUCUAUCCUCCCGCGGUGGUCAAACGGUAGCUGUCCAGAUCAACGGAAAGCUCCGCUGUGCGGUCACCAUUCCACGCUGGCCGUCUGCUCAAGAAGUCCCUUCAUCCAAGGGCAAGGCCCCGGCUGCUUCCAAGGAAGAACAAGACUGGAUCAUCGAUCGAGUCUUGGAGACUACCGAAGGUAACCUGUGGCUGCGCGAAAAGCACGACUGGGAAAAGAGACGACGAGUCAUUGUUGUCAAGGGCAAAUUGAUGAACGUCGUGUUCUAG
This is a messenger RNA of Penicillium longicatenatum, 3987 nucleotides long. Its product is annotated as leucine--tRNA ligase NAM2. Gene Ontology annotation, molecular function: ATP binding; aminoacyl-tRNA deacylase activity; leucine-tRNA ligase activity. The transcript is spliced from 4 exons. Gene Ontology annotation, biological process: mitochondrial translation; leucyl-tRNA aminoacylation. The record is from RefSeq and is a predicted model, not a curated record. Gene Ontology annotation, cellular component: mitochondrion. Lineage: Eukaryota; Fungi; Ascomycota; Eurotiomycetes; Eurotiales; Aspergillaceae. The coding region runs from base 1 to 3987 and encodes 1328 amino acids.